Parasteatoda tepidariorum (common house spider) is the source of this 924-nucleotide messenger RNA. RefSeq names its product astacin-like metalloprotease toxin 5. The record is from RefSeq and is a predicted model, not a curated record. Gene Ontology annotation, biological process: proteolysis. Gene Ontology annotation, molecular function: metalloendopeptidase activity; zinc ion binding. NCBI's taxonomy places the organism in Eukaryota, Metazoa, Arthropoda, Arachnida, Araneae, Theridiidae.
AUUGAUUUUUGCUUUGAUUUUUUUUCCUCCUCCAUUUUAUAACAGAACUUCUGUUUUCUUCUCUUACUUGUCAAUUAUACCUCUCAACGAGUUUCAUCUAGUAACUAUAUCUAUAACCCUUCAGUGUUUCAUCAUGAUAGGAGGAGCAAUUUUAAUUACAUUUUUAAGCUUUUGCAACGGAAGGACUCUUGGUGACUUUGACGAUGGUGCUAUGGAGAAUCCUGAUUUAGUCGGAGGCGACAUGUUAGGUUUCAAUCCAGAGGAUGAUAGAAGUGCUGUCCCAAGAACAGAACUCUUAUGGCCUAAAGGAAUUGUUUAUUAUUUCAAAGAGCCUGGACUGAAUGAAACUGUACCGGACGUGGUUCUUCAAAGAGCUUUUGAUCACUACAAGAAUGUCACUUGCAUUCAAUUCAGACAAAGAAGAUGGGAGAAGGACUACAUUCGCCUCUUUUCAGGGCAAGGAUGUUAUUCUUAUGUGGGAAGAAAAGGAGGCGGCCAAGAAGUGUCUCUAGGAAGGAACUGUGGCCACGAAGGCAUAGUCAUACACGAACUGGGACACGCUAUCGGAUUUUAUCACGAACAGAACAGGUCCGAUCGAGAUGAUUAUAUAAAGAUUAACUGGGAAAACAUUAAAACAGGAGAGGAAGGUCAGUUUUUCAAGCUGAAGCCGCGUCAAAAUCUCCUCUUAACGCCAUUUGAUUAUAAUUCUAUAAUGCUGUACGGAUCAUACACUGGAUCAAAAAACAGAAAGGAAGGUCUCCGAACAAUGGAGGGAAUCGACGGAUCACUUCUUUUGGAUCCACUCACUAAAGGAAAACUCAGCGAAAGAGACAUAGAAAGAAUUAAUAAACUGUAUAACUGUAAAUGAUGUGUGUACUGUUUAAACUGUUAUUCAAUAAAAUAUCUGAUUAUUUUUCUCCUUAA